ACUCGUGGUGUGACCUGAGCCGUCCCCUUAAGGCUUUUCUUUUCCCGCAGCCUGGGUACCCCCAUCCUCUGUGGCACCCCACAUCUCCCUCCCCUACCCCGGGGCCCUUUUCCUGCAUUUCCUCAGUGGUGCGUGCAUUCGGGGGACUUUCUAUUUGUUUCCUUCUCUUUCCUCUUUGUUGCUCUCACACACCGGCCGGCCUCCCCCCAGAAGCCCCUGCACUCCGAAGGGAGCUCGACGCCCGGAGACGGGCGGCUGCUGCGGGCUGCACCGGCCCCACCUGCGGAUCCGCCAGCCGGGGCGCUCGCCCGCCCGCCCGCCCGCCUCUCCCGCCGCCCGCGUCCGUCCGCCGGGGAAGCCGCCACGCGUUCAUUGAUGCACCCAUUCCAGUGGUGUAACGGGUGUUUCUGUGGCCUGGGACUGGUCAGUACUAACAAGUCCUGCUCAAUGCCACCCAUCAGUUUCCAGGACCUUCCUCUGAACAUCUACAUGGUCAUCUUCGGUACAGGCAUCUUUGUCUUCAUGCUUAGCCUCAUCUUCUGCUGUUACUUCAUCAGCAAACUGCGGAACCAGGCGCAGAGCGAACGAUACGGAUAUAAGGAGGUGGUACUUAAAGGGGAGGCCAAGAAGUCACAAUUAUAUGGGAUGUUUCCCAAGCCCUCUUCUAGAAGAGUAAUUCCGUUGAGAUUGAGGGGAUUCAUAUACAUGAACAGAAGGCUGGAUUUAAAGAAGCAGACCUGUGCAGUCUGUCUGGAAGACUUCAAGGGGAAGGAUGAGCUCGGUGUGCUCCCGUGCCAACAUGCUUUUCAUCGGAAGUGUCUGGUGAAGUGGCUAGAAGUACGCUGCGUAUGCCCCAUGUGCAACAAGCCCAUCGCCGGCCCCUCCGAGGCCACUCAGAGCAUUGGAAUCCUGCUGGAUGAGCUGGUGUGAGGGCUGCCUUUACAUCAGGCUGAGAGAAGACAUCUUGCCUCAUGGAUGCCUGGUCCCUCUGCAAAGCUGCAAUGAACAAGACUGUUGGGUGAUAAUGGUCGUGCCUACCUGAAGGGGAGGUAGUACAGGAGUGGUCUCCCACCAUUACUGAGAGGCCAGACUUGCCCCUCCUUCCUGCCUCCUGAGGUCUUCUUCCCUGUUAACUCAGUACUGAAAGCAUUGCCCAUCAAGACCAAUGUGUCCUGGUACUGGAUGAUUUCCCUGCCUGUCCCUGCUCUGGGGGAAGAAUCACCCUUGGAGCACACAGUAGAGAUAGAGACCAUAUGACCACAAAGCCUAGAAGAAGGGAUGAGAUGGGCUCUGUCUUCCCCUGCCUCCCAUUCCUUCCAUCAGAAGGUUAGUAGGGAAGAAAGGAAGAAAAGACCAAGGAACCAAGUACCUCCAGUGGAAGUGAGGGAGGCUCUGUAGGAAAUUAGGAAGAGCAAGGACAUAAAGAAGCAAAGUCAAUGUUUACAUGGGACCUAUGGAAACAAAGGCUGGCUGGCCAGCCUGACUACAGGGUAAGGAGGGCCCUCCCUCCCCCUGCUAGGGUCUGAGGUGCUAUCCAUUCGCUCUCUUCCUCUGUCGAUCUCGGAGCUUCCUAGUCCACGUCGGAGUCAGAGUGCCCCUCCAGAGGAAGGGCUUGCUCUACACUCACAUGGAUUUCCAGGGGCUUUUUCUAAAAGAGCAAAAGGGGCCUGGGGAAGGGGGUGUCUGAAGGUGAAGAUAGCGACACCUUCUUCCCCCUUGUAAAUAGUAUUUUUGUACUUCAUCCUCACCAUCUCAGGGUUUAUAUAUGGAAUGGAGGGGGUGGGGGUUUCCGUUCCUCCCCAGAGUGGGUGAGGGUGGGAGAAGGUGUGUAUUUAAAGAAAUUAAAUUUAAUAACAAGUUUCUCUAGCCUUCUGCCUGUGGUUGUGGCCUGUGUCUGUUGGCUCUUUUCCACCACCAAGGAACAAAACUCCUUGUAACUGCUGCUUCUCACUUCCCCACAUUCAAAUCAAACACACACACAGUUUCCUAACCCUUAAAAAGAAAGAUUGGUGAUAGAUGUACCGCCUGUACAGCACAGGUUGGGACUAAUGUCAACGUA
Molecule: messenger RNA, 2059 nt
Organism: Pipistrellus kuhlii (Kuhl's pipistrelle)
Lineage: Eukaryota; Metazoa; Chordata; Mammalia; Chiroptera; Vespertilionidae
Gene: RNF122
Product: ring finger protein 122
Exons: 7
Coding region: 376-930 (184 amino acids)
Source: RefSeq, a predicted model, not a curated record